ACAUAGCAUAAUCAUAUCAAUAUGUCUGCGCCCAUCUGAUGCAACAACGUGAAACAAUCUUCAAACAGGAUUUGUCGUUUAUAAAAUAUUUUAAUUCAGUAUGACAUCAAAUGAUUAAAAUAUUGAGUUUUAUGAAACACAUACAUCAUAUUGCAUCAAACACCAUGGCUAGGAUUGUUGAUAUUUGCUCAAAUGAGCAAGAGCAGUUGGUGUCCAUGGCAAAAGAAAGUCUUAAAUCUGGGAAAGUGAUAGCCGUACCUUCUGACACAAUUUAUGGAAUAGCUGCUCUAGUUCAGAACAGUGAAGCUGUGGAUCGAAUGUACAACAUCAAAAACAGGGACUACAGUAAACCAUUGGCUAUAAGUGUAGCUGAAAUAAAUGACAUCUAUAGAUGGGGAAAGGUAACAGUGAGCAGUGAUUUGCUGUCUGAGUUACUACCUGGACCAGUGACAGUGGUGUUUGAGAGGACCAAGGAAUUAAAUCCAGAAUUAAAUCCAGGGACCUCACUUGUUGGAAUCCGAAUUCCAGACCACAAAUUUGUGAGGGAGAUUUCAAGGUCCUGUCAAGGCCCUAUUGCCUUAACUAGUGCUAAUGUCAGCUCAACUCUGAGUACACUUAAUGUUCAGGAGUUUAAGAACCUUUGGCCUCAGCUAGACAUUGUAUUUGAUGGGGGAGAGCUAGGGGAUACAUUCCAUUCCAGGGCAGGAUCUACAGUGGUGGAUCUCUCUGUUCAGGGCACAUACAAAAUCAUCAGGGAGGGGAGUGCAAUAAAACCCACUUUGGCAGCUCUCCAGGCUCAUCAUCUGCAGGACAGAGAGAAAAGGUAGCAAGAACGAGAACUCUUACAAUAUGUGAUACUCAUAUCAAGAUCUAACUAAAUAUAGCAACCUUGUGAUAGCUGUUUUUUGUUUAAAUUGGUGACUUAUGUUUUAAUUGAAUGACUGAUGAAUGGGAAACAAAUAAAUAAAAUAAACAGUAGUUAGAAAUAUGGAUAAAAAUCUUGAAGAGAUGUUAAAGAUUUGAUAUACAUUGAAAAAUAAAAGAAGAUAUAAUAAAAAUUGUAAAGUUGAGGCUAAUGCUUGUAUACAUACAUGUAGUUUAGAAGUACAAUGCACAUGCAUACUUAUGUUUAUUGAAUGGAUUUACAGGGUUGUAAUCAGGACUAUGUAAAGAAUGCUUUACUGUAUAAGGAAAAGAAAAGAUCUAUAAUGUGAUGUAAUUUGUAUAUAUGUUCACAUACAGAUUACAAAAAAAUCUGAUGGUACAUGUGAUGUGUAUCAAUAAAAGAAAACAACAGGAACUUUUUUGUGGUUAAGUUUUAGAUUUAUACACUCGUAUUUCAUUUUCAAGAUCCAUCAAUGAGUUUCCAGAAUCCUUGUCAUUUUAUUUAAUUUUUAUAUUCAAAACACAUUUUGGACUUUUGUCUAAUUAGCAUAAAAGACACAUUUUGGACUUUGCCAAUAAAUAUGAAUUCCUUGAAUCAUUCUUAGGGACAAUGUAUUUGAUAUAAAUAUUUCUGUGGAAGAUGUUGAAUAUUACCUGAUAUUUUAAAUGAUUAUUUUAUUUUAUGCAUUUGUUUAUUUUCGUCUGUUUGUUACUACUAAUUUUUUCUAUUGCACAACACUGUGUAUUUUUUCUAUUUAUAUGAACUUAUACAAAGCAAAUUUAUUAAAAAGAAUU
Molecule: messenger RNA, 1680 nt
Organism: Saccostrea cuccullata (small rock oyster)
Lineage: Eukaryota; Metazoa; Mollusca; Bivalvia; Ostreida; Ostreidae
Product: threonylcarbamoyl-AMP synthase-like
Exons: 6
Coding region: 111-827 (238 amino acids)
Biological process (GO): regulation of translational fidelity
Cellular component (GO): cytoplasm
Molecular function (GO): tRNA binding; nucleotidyltransferase activity; double-stranded RNA binding
Source: RefSeq, a predicted model, not a curated record